Acanthisitta chloris (rifleman) is the source of this 689-nucleotide messenger RNA. Its product is annotated as leucine-rich repeat-containing protein 30-like. The annotation marks the transcript as partial. Gene Ontology annotation, molecular function: protein binding. The transcript has a single exon. NCBI's taxonomy places the organism in Eukaryota, Metazoa, Chordata, Aves, Passeriformes, Acanthisittidae. The record is from RefSeq and is a predicted model, not a curated record.
GCAGAGAGCUGGUGUCAGUUCCCAGACAGAUCUUUGGCUUGGACCAGCUGCAAGUCCUGGAGAUGAGCCCGGAACGAGAGAGCUGCCUGAGGUACCGGAUGGAGCUACUCCCCCAGGAGAUCAGCUGCCUGAGGAACCUCACCUGCCUCUAUGUGGACUCCAACAACUUGAAGAAAAUCCCUGCUGAAAUUGGCACUUUGAGUCACUUGGAGAGGCUUACUCUGAGCAACAACCACCUGAGCUCUCUGCCCACAGAAGUGGGGGCACUGCAAAGGCUGCAGAGUCUCCACCUGGCCAACAACAGCCUCACCGAGCUGCCAGCAUCCCUCUGCCAGCUGAGGAGCCUCACUUUUCUGGAUGUGAGUGACAACAAAAUAGGUACAAUCCCCUCCAGCAUUCGGCAUCUGGAGAAACUGGAAACGUUUUUAUUGCUCUUCAACUCACUGGAUCACCUGCCCGAGGAUAUCUGUCUUUUAAGGAAUCUGCACACACUUUGGUUGGGAAAAAACCAUCUACGGUGCCUUCCAGCAGCCUUUGGGGAGCUAGUGAACCUGGAUUGGGGACACAAUUACUGUUCAUGCAAUUUUGAGGGGAAUCCACUGGACAGUCCUCCCCCUGAAGUCUGCAGCAGAGGUCCUGAAGUGAUCAGAGACUAUUUCUUGUCACUUCGUAGGAUUCCAAGAGACUAA